Messenger RNA from Ordospora colligata OC4, 297 nucleotides. RefSeq lists its product as uncharacterized. Gene Ontology annotation, cellular component: cytoplasm. NCBI's taxonomy places the organism in Eukaryota, Fungi, Microsporidia, Ordosporidae. The record is from RefSeq and is a predicted model, not a curated record. The transcript is spliced from 2 exons. The coding region runs from base 1 to 297 and encodes 98 amino acids.
AUGAACUGGUAUCGUGUAGAGAAUUCAUGUGUGAAGUUAACAGUUAAAGUAAAGCCAAAUGCAAAGGUAACAGGAGUCAAAGAGGUUACAGACGAUGAGCUUAUUUUAAAUAUAAGUGCACCAGCAGUAGAUAACAAAGCAAACAAGGAGUUGAUUGCAUUUAUGAGUAAAUCUUUUAAGGUUCCAAAAAGCUCAGUAAAGAUCACAUGUGGAAGCAAUACAACAAGCAAAUUAGUGGUGAUAAGUGGCUUGGAUGAAUGUAUAGAAACAAUAGAAGAAUUUGUCUGCAGUAGUUAG